AUGGACACCGACGCAGCUGGACUCGAUACAAAUCUGUAUUCGAGACAAAUAUACGCUCUCGGAGAAUCUGCAAUGAUUCAUCUUAGAAAAGCCUCGGUCAUCAUUUCCGGAUUGGGAGGAGUGGGUGUCGAAGUGGCGAAAAACCUUAUACUCGGAGGAAUCCGCAACGUUACUCUUCAUGAUACCAAAGAAACGCAGUGGUUAGAUCUGUCUGCACAGUACUACCUCACCGAAAACGAUAUUGGUAAAAAUCGUGCUGCUGCUAGCUUCGAGAGGCUUGCUGAGUUGAACGACAGCGUCAAUUGUCAUCUACUCAUGAAUGAACUCACAGAAGAUGUGAUCAAGCAGUUUGAUCUCGUUGUCCUGACUGAUAGUGCGCGAAGUGUGCAAUUGAAAGUGUCUGGUUGGACUAGAGAGCACCAGAAGCGUUUAUUGAUUGUCGACGCUCGUGGCUUGUACAGUUAUAUAUUUGCUGACUUUGGAGAUUCGUUCAGAGUGGAUGAUCCUAAUGGCGAGCAAGUCAAAGAGUUUUUGAUUGAACAUGUGGAUGCCGAAACUGGGGACGUAAUCACGCUGGAAAACCAGAUGCACGGUCUAGAAGAUGGAGAUCAUGUCACUUUCUCGGAAGUCAAGGGAAUGACACAGCUCAACGACUGCGCCCCAAUCAAAAUAACCGUCAAGAAGCCACACGUAUUCAAUAUUGGCAAUGUUGUAAAAACCAUGUCUAGUUAUGAAGAAGGAGGUCGCGUUAAGCAAGUCAAGGUACCAACCUAUGUAACGCAUAAACCUCUGGCAGAAUCACUGGCUGAUCCGGAGUUCGUCUUGUGGGAUUUUGCCAAAUUUGAAUAUCCUUCUCAGCUACACGCUCUUUGGAAUGCUUUGUAUGAGUUUGAAGCGAAGCACGGCAGGAGUCCCAGGCCUCGAUGUGAUGGUGACGUUGAGUUGUUGAAGGCAGAAUUACCUGAAAACACCACUGUUGAUGAGAAACUUCUGAAGUCUUUUUGCUAUCAGGCAAUGGGCAACCUGGUUACUAUCGCUUCGGUGGUUGGUGGCAUUGCCGCUCAAGAAGCGAUGAAAGCGGUUACCCAUCAUAUGACUCCUCUGAAGCAGUGGCUCUACCUUGACAGCGAAGAAGCACUACCGGGAGAUUGGAGCCAGUUCGACAAUGCUAAACUAACUGUUGAAGAUUGCAAGCCUCGCGAUUGUCGAUAUGAUGGACAAGCUGCGGUCUUUGGAUGGAAAUAUCAAGAAGAGCUCUUCUCUCAGAGAUGGUUCGUAGUUGGUGCAGGUGCAAUUGGAUGCGAGCUUUUGAAGAACCUUGCAAUGAUGGGCGUAGCAUGUGGCGAAGGCGGCUUAAUCAAGAUCACAGAUAUGGACCAAAUUGAAAUUAGUAACCUCAACAGGCAGUUCCUCUUCCGAAUGAAUGAUGUUGGGAGCAAGAAGUCGGUUGUGGCGGCCAGAGCAGUCAAAGUUUUCAAUAAGGAUGUACACAUAGAAGCCCUGGCGGAAAGAGUUGGCCCUGAUACUGAGCACAUCUUCAAUGAUGAUUUCUUCGCAGAACUUGAUGGCGUUGCUAAUGCUCUGGACAAUGUUGAUGCCCGUCGAUAUAUGGACAGAAGAUGUGUUUACUAUCGCCUGCCAUUGCUUGAGUCUGGAACUAUGGGUACAAAGGGAAACACCCAAGUUGUUUAUCCUCACCUUACAGAGUCUUAUGGAUCUUCUGUGGACCCACCUGAGAAGGAUAUCCCAAUCUGCACUUUGAAGAACUUCCCCAAUGAAAUCCAACACACCAUUCAAUGGGCCAGAGAUCUAUUCGAAGGCUUGUUUACCGCUCCAGCUGAAACCGCGAAUCAGUUCCUUUCUGAUGAAAGAACAUUCUUAGAGCGUUUGGAGCAGAUGAAUGUCAGUCAAAGAACGCAGCUUCUUGGACAGGUCAAAGAUGCUCUCAUUGACAGUAAACCAGCAUCUGCUGAGGACUGCGUGAAAUGGGCCCGUAUGUUAUUCCAAGAAAAUUACCACGAUAACAUUGCUCAAAUGCUUCACUCAUUCCCACCAGACCAAGUUACUGAUCAGGGAGCGAAAUUUUGGUCUGGCACCAAGCGAUGCCCUCACGUGCUCGAGUUCGAUCCUUCUCAGGAGGAACAUCGGAAUUUCGUUUAUGCUGCAUCCAUUCUGCGAGCAGAGAUGUAUCGCCUGAAGCCAUUGCUUGAUGUAGACGUCGUGAUGAAGAUUGCAAAGUCCGUUCAACCUCCUCCCUUCAAACCACGUGCAGGUGUCAAGAUUGCAGUUACUGAGGCUGAGGCUAAAGAAAAUGCAGAAACUGAUGAUGCCAACGCCGAUGCUAUGCUAGAACAACUGAAGGUUAAACUAGCUCGUCUCCAUACCAAAACUAUUCCGAAACUCAAACCCAUUGAUUUUGAAAAGGAUGACGAUACUAAUCAUCAUAUGGAGAUGAUCACAGCAGCAUCUAAUCUUCGUGCAGAAAACUACAAUAUUCAGCCAGCAGAUCGAAUGAAGACCAAACAAAUAGCCGGUCGAAUCAUACCUGCUAUAGCUACAACCACAGCUACUGUUGCCGGAUUAGUUUGUGUUGAAUUAUACAAGAUGAUUGGCACGACGAAACCUCCCCUUGAUCGCUUCAAAAACGGCUUUAUAAACCUUGCUUUACCGUUCUUCGGAUUUUCUGAGCCUAUUGCUGCCCCAGUUAAAAAGUACAAUGACGCCAGCUUCACUCUCUGGGACAGAUUGGAGAUACAAGGGCCAAAAACGUUACAAGAGGCUGUUGAUUGGAUUCAGGCAAGAAAUGAAACUGGACUUGAAGUGACAAUGCUGUCGUCAGGUGUUUCACUCAUUUACUCAUUUUUCAUGGAUGCCAAAAAACGUGCUCACCGAAUGCCUAUGGAUGUCAAAGCUGUCGUGGAGGACGUGUCGAAGCGACAAUUGCCUGACUAUCAGCGUUCCUUGGUCUUGGAGGUUAUGGCGACCGAUCCAAACACCGACGCUGAUGUAGAGGUUCCUUACAUUCGUUAUGUGUUUGCAUAG
Haemonchus placei is the source of this 3042-nucleotide messenger RNA. The record is from the annotation of a GenBank genome assembly. NCBI's taxonomy places the organism in Eukaryota, Metazoa, Nematoda, Chromadorea, Rhabditida, Trichostrongylidae.